This is a messenger RNA of Mizuhopecten yessoensis (Yesso scallop), 1591 nucleotides long. Its product is annotated as extracellular matrix protein A-like. The coding region runs from base 2 to 1249 and encodes 415 amino acids. NCBI's taxonomy places the organism in Eukaryota, Metazoa, Mollusca, Bivalvia, Pectinida, Pectinidae. The transcript is spliced from 4 exons. The record is from RefSeq and is a predicted model, not a curated record. Gene Ontology annotation, biological process: cell differentiation.
UAUGUACAAAAACACAGGUCAGCCUUGUAAUGUCCCAGUCAACAUGUACCAAAACACAGGCCAGCCUUGUACUGUCCCAGUCAACGUGUACCAAAACACAUGCCAGCCUUGUAAUGUCCCAGUCAACGUGUGCCAAAACACAGGCCAGCCUUGUACUGUCCCAGUCAAUGUGUACCAAAACACAGGUCAGCCUUGUAAUGUCACAGUCAAUAUGUACCAAAACACAGGCCAGCCUUGUAAUGUCCCAGACAACGUGUACCAAAACACAGGUCAGCCUUGUACUGUCCCAGUCAAUAUGUACCAAAACACAGGUCAGCCUUGUAAUGUCCCAGUCAAUAUGGACCAAAACACAGGUCAGCCUUGUAAUGUCCCAGUCAAUAUGUACCAAAACACAGGCCAGCCUUGUACUGUCCCAGUCAAUAUGUACCAAAACACAGGCCAGCCUUGUAAUGUCCCAGUCAACGUGUACCAAAACACAGGCCAGCCUUGUAAUGUCCCAGUCAACGUGUACCAAAACCCAGGUCAGCCUUGUCCUGUCCUAGUCACUGGGGACCCAAACACAGGCCAGUCUUGUAAUGUCCCAGUCAACGUGUACCAAAACACAGUUCAGCCUUGUACUGUCCCAGUCAACGUGUACCAAAACACAUGUCAGCCUUGUAAUGUCCCAGUCAACAUGUACCAAAACACAGGCCAGCCUUGUAAUGUCCCAGACAACGUGUACCAAAACACAGGACAGCCUUGUAAUGUCCCAGUCAACGUGUACCAAAACACAGUUCAGCCUUGUACUGUCCCAGUCAACGUGUACCAAAACACAGUUCAGCCUUGUCCUGUCCUAGUCACUGGGGACCCAAACACAGGCCAGUCUUGUAAUGUCCCAGUCAACGUGUACCAAAACACAGGUCACCCUUGUACUGUCCCAGUCAACGUGUACCAAAACACAUGUCAGCCUUGUAAUGUCCCAGUCAACAUGUACCAAAACACAGGCCAGCCUUGUAAUGUCCCAGUCAACAUGUACCAAAACACAGGCCAGCCUUGUAAUGUCCCAGUCAACGUGUACAAAAACACAGGCCAGCCUUGUAAUGUCCCAGUCAACGUGUACCAAAACCCAGGUCAGCCUUGUCCUGUCCUAGUCACUGGGGACCAAAACACAGGCCAGCCUUGUAAUGUCCCAGUCAAUAUGUACCAAAACACAGGUCAGCCUUGUACUGUCCCAGUCACUGGGGACCCAAACACAGGCAAGGAAACUUAAGUACAGGUCAGCCCUGUAAUAUCCCAGUCAUAGGGGGCCAGAUAUGAUUACAAUUAUUACAAUUAAGUUUCACUUUGAUCAAGUGAAUUAAUUUUUCAUUUCAUGAGGAUGAAAAACUGGUUAAAUCCACAUGAAAAAAAGUCUAUUCACUAAACUGAACCCGUUUCUUACCUUAGCAGAUAUACCAUUAGGGGAUUGGGGAUGGGUGUGUACAGUGAGUAAAGGGCAUGUUUUACUGUACACAUCAGGCUGAGGAAUGUAGAUAGAGAAUACUGUUGGAAUGACACUAUAAAUCACAUUAAUAGAAAAAUUAAUGUCUUUGUACAUGUAAAUGUAUAGGUA